UUCUGAGAAAGCAACAGCUUCGUUGUGCGCACCAGGAGCCGCAGAACAUAUAUAAGCGGACAGAAGUCAACAGCAAAGUGCAGUCUGUUAUCAACACCAGCAUCAUGAACAAGUAUCUGGUGGUCCUCGCCGUGCUCCUGGUCGCCGCCAUGUGCGUCUCGCCACUUUGGGCCAGCGCUGUACCUGAUCACCACGGAGGCCCCCAGCACUCGCAGCACCAUGGUGGUGGAUCCCAGCACCAUGGUGGUGGAUCCCAGCACCACGGUGGCCCAGGACAGCACCAAGGAGGUGGCCCAGGGCAGCACCAAGGCGGCGCCGGCCACCACGACUCCCACGGAGGUGUGGGGCACCAUGGCUGAUAGGACUUUGGUUCUGCUCUGCUUCUACCUCUUCAGCAGUGUUGCAACAUUCUUCUGAGGACAGCUCUAUCUAUUCAGUGUAACCAACUUUUACGUCAAGCAUGCUUGGUAAAUAAAAAGUCUCCAGUCAUUUAAAACGGGUGCAAAUUUUUUCAGCUCUAAAAUUACAAAACAUUUCGCGAACUGUUAAGUCUGUAAAACUUCUCUUGUGUAACACUAAGUUUAGAGAACCAAACAACGGCGUCACCAAAUCGAAUAUUAAAUCACAGUUGAAUAAAUAUUUAAAAACAUA
Messenger RNA from Schistocerca americana (American grasshopper), 651 nucleotides. RefSeq names its product dormancy-associated protein 2-like. The record is from RefSeq and is a predicted model, not a curated record. The coding region runs from base 105 to 359 and encodes 84 amino acids. NCBI's taxonomy places the organism in Eukaryota, Metazoa, Arthropoda, Insecta, Orthoptera, Acrididae. The transcript is spliced from 2 exons.